Messenger RNA from Haplochromis burtoni (Burton's mouthbrooder), 1114 nucleotides. RefSeq lists its product as uncharacterized. The transcript has 5 exons. The record is from RefSeq and is a predicted model, not a curated record. NCBI's taxonomy places the organism in Eukaryota, Metazoa, Chordata, Actinopteri, Cichliformes, Cichlidae. The coding region runs from base 239 to 1096 and encodes 285 amino acids.
ACCUGCUCCAAAAACCACAACUACAGUUCCAACAUCAAUAACCACCGCACCAACAACCAUUACUGCAGCUCCAACAAACAGAACAGCAACACCAACAACCACAGCUCCAACAACCAGAACAGCAUCUCUGACAACCAUAACAGCCGCAACAACAACCACGACUGCACCUCCAACAGUGACGGCCCCUUCCCCAUCAACCACCAAAACCCCGCCCUCCACCACUGACCUUCCAUUCACCAUGACCUCGCCUUCAUCAACCACAACAGCAGUUCAAAACACAACAAUCCCUCCAACAACUGGCAGGGAUACAGUAAUGAGAUAUGUCACAUUCAGAUCACUUCAGAGCAAAUUUGAAACAGACUUGUUGAAUUCAUCAUCUGCAGCCUUUACAAGUCGAUCUUUAGUGAUAAAGACACAGAUUGAACCUGUUUACAGAAAGGCCUUCCCCUUUUCCUUUGUCUCCUUGGAUGUGGUGAGCUUCAGGAAGGGAUCAGUCAUCAACACCAUGGAACUUCAGUUUGUAAACUUUUCUGUCCCAAAUUACACUGAUAUUAGGAAUGUUUUGAUCGGUCAAGCCUCAAAUGUGAGCGGCUUUGACAUCGAAAGGGCCUCCAUCAACAUCAGUGACACUGCUCCAACAACAGCCACUCCACUAGAAACAACUGCAACUACAACAACAGUUGCAGCAACUCCAACCACUAUCCCAACUACAAAAGCACCAACUGGACCUGUCCAAAUUACUCUGUUUCUACAGUUCCUUGAACCAUAUGUACCUGAUCUCGAAGACCCCAACAGCAGUACAUAUCAAGAUCGCAAAAAACGAGUUGAAGAGACGUGUGAUAGAAUAUACAAAGCAAAAUUUCCUUACUUCAUCCGUGCCAUUGUCAUUCGGUUCAGAUCUGUUAUAGUCCAAAAACGAGUGGAUAGAACUGAGGCAUUGGUGGAGCUUGUGUUCAAUCAAACAAUUCCCAAUGCACAAGUCCCAGAUAAUAUUACUAUUGUUCAAGCUUUAAGAGAUGCUAUUAACAGUUCCAGCAUUAAUUUCACCAUCCAAAUAGUUCCUGAGACAAUAUCAGUAACUUCUGGUGAGUAUUAGAAAAUGCAAACAAAAGUU